Molecule: messenger RNA, 2484 nt
Organism: Penicillium salamii
Lineage: Eukaryota; Fungi; Ascomycota; Eurotiomycetes; Eurotiales; Aspergillaceae
Source: the annotation of a GenBank genome assembly
AUGGCGACUCAGGAUCCCCAUGAGAUUGCGCAGCUUGUCAAAGCCCUUGAGGAUGCUGCGAAGCAAAAAGGCGGCAAAAAGGCAGCUUUCACUUGCAAGAAGAAUACUUUCGCGGUCGCCAACACCAAUAAUGUGACCGUGGACUCGUGGAAGUUCAUGGAUUGGGAUUACAAACGCUCUGGAUUGCCGACCUAUGCCCGUGGGCUUUUCACAUCUCGGCGCAAAGAUCGUACUCCCGAAAUCGUCACCCGUGGCUAUGAUAAGUUCUUCAAUGUCGGCGAGACGAGGAACACCGAAUGGCGCAACGUUGAGCAGAACACACGUGGUCCAUACGAGCUGAGUGUGAAGGAGAAUGGAUGCAUUAUUUUCAUUUCCGCCCUGGAGGAUGACACGCUCCUAGUAUGCAGCAAGCACUCGACAGGAGUCCGAGAGGAUUCCAAUCUUAGCCACGCGCAGGCUGGUGAACAGUGGACCGAACGCCAUGUCACAUCGGUGAAUCGAUCUGUCAAAGAUCUUGCUCGAACACUACGCAAGAUGAAUGUCACGGCCGUGGGUGAGCUCUGUGACGACACCUUUGAAGAGCAUGUUCUGGCAUACGACCAAGCUGCGUCGGGCAUCUACUUGCACGGCCUCAACUACAACCAGCCUGAAUUUGCUACCAUGUCCUGUGACGAGGUAAAUCAAUUUGCCGAGGACUGGGGCUUCAAGAAGACCAAGUUUGAGGUUUUUGACGAUAUUUACCGAGUCCAGAGCUUCCUGGAGAGCUGCGCCGAAACGGGGACAUGGGAUGGUCGCGAAACCGAAGGCUUUGUGAUUCGAUGCCAGUUGAGGAAUAGCCCCAACGAGCCUUACCGUCACUGGUUCUUCAAGUACAAGUUCGAAGAGCCUUAUCUCAUGUACCGUCAGUGGCGUGAGUGCACCAAGGCCCUCAUCGCAGGCAAAACCCCCAGGAUUCGCAAGCACCAGCAGGUGACCGAAGAGUAUCUUCUCUUUGCUCGAAGGACUUUGGCGAAAAACCCCAAAAUGGCCGAUGAAUACCUACACAACCAUGGUAUCAUUGCUCUGCGUGAAGCUUUCCUUCAGGAGCGCGGAUUGAAGGGAUCUGAGAUCAUCGCCCUGGAGGCUCAAAAGCAGCUGGAAGGCAAUGAAACCACCCAGAACGUAGUUCUCGUGCCAGUUGCUACUCUUGGUUGUGGAAAGACGACGGUUGCCUUGGCACUGGUACGUCUUUUCGGCUGGGGACAUAUUCAGAACGACAACAUUCCCAAAGUCAAGGGUAAACCUAAGAAGUUCGCAACCGAAAUCAGCCAGUCUCUUGCAGACCACGACGUUGUUAUCGCCGAUCGAAACAAUCACCAACGGCGCGAACGCAAACAGCUCAUCGAGGAUAUCCACCCUCUGAUUCCAGAUGUGCAGUUUGUGGCACUUCAUUAUGUUCACGAGCCUAAGGGACAGCUUCUUCCCAAUAUCAAAGAGGUGACUCGCAAGCGUGUCUUGGACCGUGGCGAUAAUCACCAAACCAUUCGAGCUGGAACAAACGCCCACGGAGAAAUUAUUGGAAUUAUGGAAGGUUUCCUAGGUCGAUUUGAGGGUAUUGACACCACCCGAUCUCCUGAUAUGGCCUUCGACCAUGUCGUUGAUCUUGAUGUGUGUUCAUCAUCUCGUGAAAAUCUCGAAACAGUCGUCAAGGCCCUACACGCUGCAUACCCCAAGAUUGUCCCCGCGGUUCCAACCGCAGAAGAGCUCGAUGCUGCUAUCGCCUCCUCAUUGGAUGAUUAUACGGUAGAGAAGGAUCUCAGCUACAGCUAUGGCCCACCUCAGAAACAAAAGAACAAGAACAAAUCACCAGAUACCCCCAUUGUUCCUCAGCCCACAAGCUCCCCUACACCCAGCGCCCUCGCCAAGAAGAUCGAAUACUUCAACAUCUCUCUUCCCACAAACGAAAUCACCUCGGUCCUCCACUCGCUCUUCCCACCCUCAACCCCCGCCUUGACAGCCCAGCUCUACCACCAGCUGGUUAACUCUCGCCGCCUCCAGGCAGCCUUCCACGUCACGCUCAUCCACCGUGCAUCCAAAAAGGACAACCCUGAAAUCUGGGAGCGCCUGUCAACCCGCUACAUAGAGGCACAGACCAACAGCCCGACCCCCGAAUCCGUGCACAACCCACCCGCUUUGGGUUCUGCACGCGUCCGCCUCGAGCGUCUAGUCUGGGACAAGCGGAUCAUGACCUUCGUUGCCCGCAUCCUCCCAGCAGGCGAAGAGAACUCUGAUGCCGCUUCUGAAUGGCCUUGUGCAAAUGCCAUUCCGCACAUCACGGCCGGCACGGCCUCGCCUGACGUUAAGCCAAAGGAGAGUAAUGAUCUGCUACGCCGGUGGGUUGAGGUUGGGUCGGGUGGUGACACGGGGAUUUUCGAAGCCGAAGUAAAGGGUGUGAAAGUUGUGGAUGGAGUGGUGGGGUUGGUUAUGAGUCGGGGGAAGUUUUAA